AUGAGCAUCCCCGUCACCACCAGUAAAGGGCCUCAUCCCCUUCUCGUCAAGUACCUCAAUGAAUUGGUAGCCCAUCCUUUGCGUACAAAAGCAAUCACCACUGCGACUCUCUGUCUUCUGCAAGAAGUCCUCGGCAGCAACUUUGCUGGAAUUCCCCCCAGAGUACCGCGACAUGCACCUUUCUUCUUGCGCAUCCUAGCCCAAUACCAUCUUGACGCAAAGGCGCUGAAGAUGGCGCUCUAUGGCUUCCUCGUGUCUGCCCCAAUGAGCCAUGUCCUUGUCGGCGCGAUCCAAAAGGCAUUUGCGGGGAAGACUGGGACGUCUGCACGGGUCCAACAGAUAAUCGCCAACAACCUUCUGGUAGCGCCCAUUCAGGCAACAAUUUAUCUCUCUUCUAUUGCUAUUAUAAACGGAACCAAGACUUUAGAUGGUGUAAUUAAGACUGUGAAAGCUGGCUUCUUGCCUGUUCUACGUAUUACAUGGGUUGUCUCGCCCUUGUCCAUGCUUGUGGCUCAAAAAUACGUUCCCCAGCACCUCUGGGUGCCGUUUUUCAAUUUGAUCCAAUUUGUCCUCGGUACCGUGUUCAACACGAGGGUCAAGAGACAACGGCUGGCAGCCAGCAAGAAAGCCAAGGCUUCUGAGGACGACUCCGAGUAG
Desarmillaria tabescens is the source of this 657-nucleotide messenger RNA. RefSeq lists its product as uncharacterized. Lineage: Eukaryota; Fungi; Basidiomycota; Agaricomycetes; Agaricales; Physalacriaceae. The record is from RefSeq and is a predicted model, not a curated record. Gene Ontology annotation, cellular component: membrane; cytoplasm. The transcript is spliced from 6 exons. Bases 1 to 657 code for a protein of 218 amino acids.